AGUCUUUGUUCAAACUUUUUUUGCUUACGUCUGACGGUUGCCUAACAUGCGUAUAGGUUACUGAACUAGUCUCAAAAUGGAAGCGAGACGAACAAAGUUUCUGUUUCUUUUUCUGACUCCAUGCGAGAAGUUGCAUCAAACAUUUGACUAGACUAUAAUUAGGGAUUGUUUAUGCAGUUGUUUUGGUUUAAAAUGGUUAAACAAACUAAUGUCCGUUUUUUUCUGUAGUUUAUAAUGGCAAACGUUUGUCUUAUUUUUUACCAACUGGUUUAGGCCACUUCCUGGUUGCUUCUGACUACCUGUUGUGUAGUGACUUGGACUGGAAUAUUCUGAGCUCAUUUACCCUGGAAUCGUCAAGACUAAAGAAUUUGGAUGUUUCAUGGAAGCCCUCGCUUUAAAAAAUCUACAAUCAAGAGGAAAACAUCUGAUUGUAUACGUUUUCAACCAUGGAAAUUGAGAAAGGUUUUUUGGAACCUGUGGUCGCAGGUUCGGAGGUAUUUGACAAGAAUAUUUUGCCUCCACUGCAAAAGUCCUACAUUUAUGAGGAGUCACAGCAGUCUUUUAGAUACACAUCUGCCUUCUUGGUAAAGAAUACCACACUGCAGAAACGGUAUGAGGCCUUUCGCACAAAGAGAAGAAACAUGGGGUACUCAGAAGAGGAACUGGAGGAGUCUUUUGGCUUCUUGCUGUUUGAGGAUAAGACCAUGGCUAUUACAUUGGCAGAAGUUGGUGUUGUAACUGGACACAGCACUUGCUCAACACUUGGAGAUCCUUCUAAGGGUGUGUACGUAUCCAAGUAUUCAGAUUGCCUGGACCUCAACCGCUGGUACCAGGGAAAAUCUGGCUACAUUGCCAUAAUUAGGCUGACCAAGGGCAGAAUCAAUAAGGUACCAGAGAACUAUACUCAGAACUUCACUUCUCCAACUGUGGGAUAUGACUGCCAUGCGUCAGAGCAGCUUGAUAAUGUGUCUGCUAACACCAGUUCCUUCCUGGCAUUUGAGCGAAGCCAGUAUUACAUGUAUGAGCUUCUGGAUGGUGGAAACGCAACAGCCCGGUCUCCCAGCCAUGCCUGCCCAUUUGCUGUUGUAUCUUUCUCCUACGGGGAUAGCAAAGCAACCACCGUAGAACCUCAAGAGAAAAGUGAGGAGGGGAAAGCAGUAUUCAACUACUACCCAUGGAAGGGUCAGCUACAAAUUAGGUCCAAGGUCUAUCAUGUGGGUUUGAAGUCCAGCACUGGGGCCUUAAUACCAGCAAAACUGCCAACAGUUAUGGAAGCUAGCAGAGCCAUUUCCAUGGUGGAUCUGAAGCUGUUUCUACCAAAGGCUGUGUUUGAAACCUGUUUUACUGGUGAAGUUUCUUUGGAUGGUAUGUGCUGCAGUCUGUACCAGUUGGUUCCCUCUGAGGCUGAAGACUCCUCUCUUUCUCUGCUCACACUGGAGCUCAAGGUUAAAGACCUGGCUCUCACAGUACAACUGAACGACGGUGGUUUUCUUAUACUGUUACAUUCCUCCCAGUUCCUCACCUAUGAAGACGCUGGGUCCAAUACUCCAGAAGUACUGCAAGGAAUGUUUGUGUUCCCAGACUCUAGAGCUAUACAAAGAGACACCAAGAUCUGUCAGACAAAGCCCUGCCUUUCACCAGAAGUCCUUCUGGUCUUGCCAGCCUUGAGCUAUGCUGAGACAGAGGUGGAUAAGUGUCUCCUGGAUCAAAAGGACGAGUUGUGUGAAGUCAUGGAGCAACAUAUUCAGAGUUAUGCUGCUCUUAUUCACCCAGGGCUGGAAGUCAGUCCAUCCAGGGAGGCCAGUUUCUUUCCAGAUCAGUAUGAUGUUCCGGACGCUCUCAAAUAUUUGUACUCCUCCCCGGUGUGGACAGACAAGGCAUGUCAACGCCUUCAGUCAUACUUGAACCGGCCAGACCCCUUUCAGCUGUCUGUUUCCAAGGCCACAGAGCUUUUGGCAGCUGGACGAGAGGAGCGAGGAGAUGAGCAAGAUGACGAUGUUUACUACUGUCUGUCUUCUCCAGAGGGAGGCCCUAGAACUCCAGUGAGUUGUGGCACAGAGGGACAGUCAGGUGGAGAGUUCCCUGCCUAUGCUUACACACAGAUGUGUAGAGACGCAAGUGAUACAGGCCUAGAAAAUAUAAGGAAAGACAUGCAUUCAGUGGUGUCUGAACAAUCCACGCUCUCCCAGCUUGCAGUAUUAGCCAAGGACUUGCAUGAACCAGCCACCGCAGUAUGUUUAACAGCAGACCGUCUCACUGAGGUAACAGAGGCCUCAGCUUCACUAACAUCUGAUGACAUCUCUACAGGAUUGGUGGUUAGCGUUACCUCAGCUCAAAGAACUGUCCCUGUUUUUCCUGAGGAGGACAAAUGUGACAUGCAGAAUGCUGCAUCGGCAAACUCCAGGACUGGUCAGUUAGAACUCCAGGUCUGUAGCUUUCCAAAUAACAAAUUACAAGUGGAGCAUAACAAUUCCUCUAAUGGAGAAUUUGCAAAGAAAAAAACCCUUUCUGAACUCCCAGAGACCACCCCACAAUUGAAAGUUGACUGGAGGAAACUUCCAAGGCGACGCCGUAAGGGUCAAGGAAAUCAAGAUGGAAAAUUAACUAAAAGGGUGUUAAGGUCUUCAGCACAGACAGUUCAAUACAAAGAACCAGAAACGGAAGAGAAUGUUGUGCUUUCCCAUCCGCUGAAAAGGAAAACAGAACGGUGGGACUUAAAGGCUAUCACAACCAAAUGUGGAAGAAUCUUUGUUCCGCAUGGUUCAGAAGAUGUUUCUAAGGAUACACAUUCACUGGGAGAUAGGAGGAGACGGAAACUUCAUGUAAAAUGUAUUGGUGAAACGAUGGUUGAAGCUUUGGUACAGGUGAAUAGCUCUAGCUCUGCUAUGGAGAUAAGGAGAAAGAGAUCAAUCACAGAGACUACGGAUGGAGAACAGAAUUCCCCAAAUUCGGACUGCAGUGUGGUACACUCUGAGAAGAAAGCGCUUAAUGAUGGUACUGAUUUACUUAAUAGAAAUUCAGAUGCUAAGGACAAUUCAUCCAAGGUCAACCUGACACAGGUCAACUGCACAACUUCACUUGUCAUAGAACCCCCUGCUUUUCUUUCCAAAGAUCCAAAAAAGCGGGAAUUUGUUGCAUUAUCCUUCAGCAAGUUAAAGAAAGUUCUGUCAAGAGGGGGCAAAGGGAAACCCCCUCGUCCUGUUGUCCAAAAUCAGGAUUCAACAUCGUUGACAACAGAACCUUUGCCAAAAAAGAGCAAGAUUGACAAAGGCACAGAAACUUUGGAAAAUGUAAAUAUGAGUGAGUUGGACAAAGUCACCCUGGAUGUGGGUACUGCUGAAGUCACUCAGACACAGCCUUUAGACCCAGACUUGGCAAGGGCAUUAGGUUUGGCGCCCAAGGCGUUAAGGGAUGAUACACAGAAAACUCCAAAAAGUGAUUCUCCGUUGAAAAAAGGCUCUCUAAGAAAAGUGGAUCAGACUACACCUAAAGGAAAGUCAGACAAAAUGCCUCAGCCUUCACCUAGCUCUUUCCCAACUUCCCCUACAAUGGGACGAAUGAGACCCCUUCAGAAGCGGGGUGUGUCCACUGAGACAAUCAGGAAAAAAUGGUGGUUGCAUUUUCACACUCCAGCCUCUUUUGCCAGUGAAAGACUAGAAAAAACUAAAUCUCCAGAACUACCACCAGUUUCUAGGAGUUAUUCAGUCAGUAAGGGCCAUUGUCUGCAGGAGGUGGUAAAUAGUGCAGACCCGCCCACAGACGCCCUGACAUUACUUGCUGAUUUGGCCCUCUGUGGCAGUAAUGACAAAGUCUUGCCACUGCCAGACCCAUUGCUUGAGCGCAAGCUUGGUCCAAGUUUGGAGACAUACAGUGCUAGUUCUCCUAAGCCACAGUCACUUCUUCAUGAUAUGCUAAGACCUUCCGCUGCUAAACCUUGUCUCCCUGCCGAGUCCCUGCUGCCAAAAGGUGUCAAGGGAAGACAGGAGGGGGUUGUCUUAAUUUCUACAGAGCAUUCUUACUCAUUGCCCCCAUCCUCCUCUCUAUUGGGUUUGUCAGGUGCUUUCCUCCAAGUCCCUGCUCUUUCCAGUACCGAGGGACUCCAGCAACAUCGCAAGGAUAUCUAUGGUGAUGGAACUCAAGCACUAUUUGCGUUCUUACGUCAGGAUAACACCAGAGAUGAACUUAACAAGUCUCAACAAAACCUCAACAAAAGCUUGUUGCGCAGGAGAAAGCUCCGGCGCUCACGUAGUUUUACUGAAAAAGAUGGCUCUAUUCAAGUGACAAGGCGGUGGAAGGAAAACUAUGACUUCAGUCUUGACAGCAAGUUUACUAAUGACCUGAAGGAUAAAACAGUCAUAAGAGCCCUUCAUGGUGCCUGGGAUUUCAACAUUAAGGACACUAAUGAGCAGAUCCAACUCAUCAUCCACAUGUGGAUUGGUCUGUUUUACAGCAAGUCAACUUCUAGGUUCUUUCACAUAGACCAAAGUCAUGCAUAUUGCGUAGAAAGAAGUUGUGCUGAAACGGUUCAUGGAACUGUUUCAGACGAUGUUUCCUCUAAGAUCAAAACCAGUUCUUCUGAGUUAGGAGUCUGUUGCAGGACGUCAGAUUCUGAGCUUUUGGACCUUAGUAAAGGGGCUCCAAAAGAACCUCUUAAGGUAUUGGACCUUUCAACGAAAAACACUGAAGUGGUGGAUGGAAACGACAGCAGAGAGGGCUUGCCUAUGGCUUUCAAAGACAGUAAAGAUGGAAACAAUUUACCAAGUUGCAGUGAAAUUGUGGAUGGACAAGACAAAGAAUGCCAUUCAGAUGAUGCCGAAAGAAGCAAAAUUCCCUUAAAAAAGGAUGUCAUUGUAGAAGAUACUGAUUUAAAAUCUUCAGAACAUGGUGGAUUAUGCAGUAUGUCAUGUGACACAAAAGGAACUAUGUGCAUUCAUCUUGAGGACAUGCCAGAGACCAACAGAGUUGAGAAGAUUUUAGAGGGCGACGACAUAUGUAACUCUCGAGAGUCAGAGAGGAAUUGUGAUGGAGAACAGAACUUAUCUCAAGUUACAAUGGUGCAAGCUGAAAGUCACAAUUCCUCCAAAACAAUGGCUUGCACAGAAGUGGAGGAGAGUUGCGAUGAUGCCCAAACUGAGGUGUAUAAAUCCAGAGAUGGAGGUCACUUUGAGGACAUGCAAAAACAAGCUCUUAAAGAGAAUGAUUGGGCAGAUGAUGACCCAUCACUUAUGGAUGUGGAUACACCUACAAAAAAGGAAAUGGGGCCUGAUUAUGAAGUAAAUUUGAGUUCUAAACCACAACCAGGUUUGCAUGUCGGGAAGGAUUCCAUUGAUAAGGCUCUCAUUGUGCAUGAGGAAAAUGUUUCAAAUGGUCAAGCUUAUCAACCAGUGCCUGAUGGAAUAGUUUCUAAAGAUGAGUUUGAAAUUGAAAUGCAGAAUAGAAUUGUUUCAAAAGCAGAGGCCCGACCACUGGUCUGCAAUGGCAGUGAUCACAGAGAGGAUUUUCUUCCUGAGCUAUAUGAAAAGAACACUUCUAGAGAAAAAACUGCUGAAGUGGGUGAUGGAAUUGAUCGUAUACCUACUGUACCACCAGUGGUAUAUAAGGAGUUAGCGUUUGAGUCACCAUUUGCAGUUCAAUGCGGAACUGAUUCAAAAGAUAAGUCACUGCACGUGCAUUGUAAAGGAAGUUCAUUAGUGCAGGCUGGUAAUGGGGCCAUAGGUGAUGUACUACCAAUGGAACAUAGUGAUGAUGUACUUGUAGCCAAAGUUCCAUCAGAGAUUCUUGAUGGGGCUAAAUUUAGAGGUGUUCUACCUAUUAAUGAGACUGCUACCGCCUUUGGUAGGAACAACCUUUUAAUAUGUGGGUCAAAGCCAGUCACAGGCGGCCAUUUGAAUUCGCUUUGUGGAGAAACCGUUGGUCAAGUUAACGAGUUUGCUUUUAAUUAUGGAAAUAGUAAUUGUAGAGAUCAGGAAAACAUGUUAGUACAGAGUGAGGGAAUGUUUGAUACUAACGCAGCUCAAAGUCAGCAAGGGCUCCAGCAUUCUGAAGAUGCAGUGCAUGGCCAGAUAGAAAUACCACUGAUAGGAGUAGAGAAUUCCAUGAAGGGUAUUACAGACAAUGAUGUAGUAGAUUCAAGAAAGGACAUCGCACACUCCAAGGUCUCACAUCCACAAAAUGAGACGUGCAGGGCUGUGCAAGAUAAGAUAAUACUACAGUAUGAAGUAGAUUCCAUUGCAGAUGUCACAAAUAAAGAGGUCAAUGUUGAUUCAUCGAUGGAUAUUCCAGAACCGGUGGUUGGAUUGGAAUCGAAUAUGGAUGUCUCAGAACCAGAGACUUCAGAGGACUCUUGUAUGGAUAUCUCACACUCUGAAGUUUUACAUCUACAAGAUGACCCAUCAAACCCUGUGCAAGGUCAUAUCAAAACUCCAAUGAAUGGAAAGUACAUUGAAUUCUUGGAAACAAAGGUAUCACAUUCAUCAAAAGAGAUGGAUGAAAUUGGGAGACAUCGGGUAGAAAUACCACUAAUUGGAGAUUGUUUUUCAAGUGAGUACACCCCACAGACAGAGGGUUUUGAAACCAAUUUGGUUGCAGAUGAAGUGUUUUACAACAACCACCAAAUGGUUGCAAAGGAAAGACCUGACAAGAGAUGCCAAACUCCAACUGUGGAUGAAAUGCCCUACGAUGCCAGCCCUUGGCUUGGGAGUUUGAGUGUCUUAACUCCAUCAACACUACAUGCAUUUAUCAAACACCCAAACUCAGGCAUAAGAAGAAGCUCAACACCGACACAAGAUGAAUUACCAUCGGAUCACACAGCUUCUGAGGACAGUCAGACUGUGAAUAUUGUUCAGUUGACAAAUUCUAACAGUAACAGCAUUUGUAACCUCCAUGGUCUUGCUCUAGAGAAAGAAGAUUUGAAUGAACUUACUUCUGGAAUUCCCCACCUUGUGGAGAAAGAGCUGCAUAAACCUAGAGACAGCCUUAACAAACCCAAUGAUCUAGAAAACCACCUUUCUUCAGAACAAGCCCCUAUCAAAUCCUUCUCCAUUAACCCAACUCCCAAUCUUGCCAAACCAUUAAACCUUCAACCCCAUCUUAACAAAACAAUUGACAAAAAAGGAUUUACUAAAUGCCAUUCAGACAAAACCAAUACAUGUGUAAUCCCACUGGAAAAAGAGCACAGUCUUUCCACAGAAGGAACCUCAAAGUCUUAUUACCCUCAAACUCACAAAUCUAAUGAACCCCGCCCAAGCAGCCAGCGACCAGUGAUGGCUGUAAAACCCUCUAAGAGUGAGGAGAGCAGAGCAGAAAACUUUGUCAUUGAACAAAUUGACUACACUCUGACUCCAGAUGUCUUCAGUGCAGAACCUGCCUACCCAAACACUACUGUUAUCAGUACUAGUACACAAUUAGCUACUGAUAUGAGAAUACAGAGUGACAUCUCCACUGGAGUCUCAGAGGAAAUGGAUGAAACUGAGGGAGUUCAAGAUGAAACUGAAUUCACCCAAGAGGCAGAAUGGCUAUCCAAAGAGCAACACAUUGUUCGGAAAUUAAACUUCAGUCAAGCAAAAUCUGUAGACAGAAAAUCCUCUUCUCAGUAUCAAGAAUGGGACAAACAGGAAUAUGAUGAGGUUUUGCGUUCCAGCAGAGCCAGUUCAUCCUCCACAAAAUUAGUAAAAACAGACAUGAAUACAUCACAAAAGGACUGGUACCAGUAUUGCCAUGCUGAAGAGAGAAGGACGCUAGUCAAAAGUUGGCUUGAUGAGAAUGAUGACAAUUACAACAUGAGAAAGUCAUCCUUAGUUGCAGCUUUGGAUCACAGUGAAAACAGGGUCACCAAUGACAAACCGAUUGUGAGUCCCUCAAUAAACAUGCACACCAGAACAAUUAUAAAUACAAACAUUAAGGGCUCUAAUUGUUCUCUGGUAGAAUUAGCUGAGAAGUGGACUCCACCUGAUCUCACCCAAUCCUCUAUGGACAAAGAGUGUCUUAUCUUCUCAGAAAAAAUGAACCAGAUACUGAAAGGCCAAAGGACGAGUGACUGCCAUGACAAGGCUACUAGUUACGGCAGUAGCUUGAGGCACCACGAGUCAAACAAGGAAUGUUCUUCCGGUGGCAGCCCUGUGACUGUGUGCUUCUCUAGCCUGAAAGAUGUGGAUAGCCCAGAGGAGCAUUGGGAGGCACUUCCAUCACUUAUGAGACAAAAGAUUAAAGUGGCAAUGCCUGAAAGGUGUGGUAUGGCUGACACAACAGAUGGAGAAACCUCUUUGCAUCUUCAGAAAUUAUACUGUGCAAACGGUGAUGAAGCAGCACAUUCCAAGGUCUUGGACAUGGCUGUGGAAUGUGCCAGGUUAUACAGUGCCAUGAUGGAUGAUGUUUGUGCUGGCAAAAAACUCCCAUCCAAACCAGAGAAGCAUGUAGAAGACAUAAAUCCAUCCAAUACCAGACCUUGCAACAACACAGACUUCUGUGGCCAGAUGAAAAGAGAUCUGUAUGACAGCCUGCAUGACAAACUGAAUUCUGUCGUUAGACAGUCCUGUAAGAUCAAGUUCAGGUUCUUUAUGCUGGUGACAUCAACAGAUACCUUCUUCAGAGAGACCAAGGAGCUAUUGGAGUCAGAGGGCCACUGUGAAGUAGGACCACCUCAGUUCUUCCUUAAUGAGGAUGUUCCCUCAUCACCUUUAAUCAUCAUCAUAAGAAAUGAAGAUAUUGCUGAUCACAUUUGUGAGGUCCCUCACUUACUGGAGCUGAAGAAGUCACCUGGUGUAUUGUUUGCUGGUAUUGACCGACCAGAUGACAUUGUCAACCUCACCCAUCAGGAACUGUUCAGCAAAGGUGGAUUUGUAGUGUUUGAAGGAACAGCGCUGGAGGUCCUCAAUCUUUGCAACAUGAAAAAAAUGGCACAUUUCUUAGAGGAGAUGAGUAAGAAGGGAAAGUGGAAAUGGAUGUUACACUACAGAGACAGCCGUUUGCUAAGAGAGCAUGCACGGUCAAGUGCUGAGGCACAAGAAAAGAAGCUAUACAUGGACUUCUGCCAGGAAACUGGAAUGGUGGAGGUAUUGCCUUACCAUGAGUGUGAUGUCAUUUCAAAAGAGCGCCCCAGCUACCUCCAGUGUUUAGUUCGCCUGCAAGUUCAGAAUAUAUCAGCCCGUUUUCCUGUUUUCAUAACUGACACAACGGCAGACAAUGCAUUUGCUAAACAUGGCAUCUUAACAAUGAAUAUAAACUCUUUCCUGCUGAUUUCACAGACUGACUCAUGCACCAUUUCAUAAAAACAUGAACAAGUUGGGUGCACAGGGGGUGAAAUCAAAUGCCUGAUUGCAUGAUUUCCACCAAAAAUUACAAAGUCUUGAUCAAUUUUUAGGGAAGAUUUGUAUUUUAAAUGACACCCCAUGUCACGUGACUUUUGUACUUUUUGUGCCAUUUAAGAAAUGAUGGCUUCUUGUAUAUAAUGGAGAUAUUUAUUUUGUGUGGUUUUACAUAGCAGACAAUGCAUAGUGUAUUUCAAUCUGUAUAUUUGGAAAAAAUGCUGAUUUUUAUAGUUAAAACAUUACUUUAUGAUGGUACUUUCUUUGCCCAACUGGAAACCUCCAAAUUGGGCCAACAGAGCUUCUUACAAAUAAACUACUUUUUAAGUUUU
Molecule: messenger RNA, 9634 nt
Organism: Osmerus eperlanus (European smelt)
Lineage: Eukaryota; Metazoa; Chordata; Actinopteri; Osmeriformes; Osmeridae
Gene: tasor2
Product: transcription activation suppressor family member 2
Exons: 22
Coding region: 447-9266 (2939 amino acids)
Biological process (GO): negative regulation of gene expression, epigenetic
Cellular component (GO): nucleoplasm
Source: RefSeq, a predicted model, not a curated record